CAAAUAUAUGAAGGAAUGUCAGAAAGUUACCGAUGAAAAUCCUCAAUUAUACUGGGAGAUAUAUCGGUACUGUUGGGGUUUCGAGGGAUUUCCUGCAGACGAAGAGAGCAGCGAUGAAGCUGAUGGUUCGUCGAAAAACACAGAAAAGCCGAAAAUACCACGAAAACGAUUUCCAUGGACUGACGAAUCAAAGAAACUCGUUCUUGAAAUUGCAAACGCCAGGAGACAUUAUUUCAAAAUUCUCAGAACAAGAAAGGAGAGUAUGGAAUCGUUUGUUGCUACUUUCAUGGAUACGAGUGUCUUACCAUUGUGGCCGCCUGGAUGCGUACGAUUGCAAACUUUGCUGAAAUAUGCUAGUCCCGUUGAACCUGUCAUUAAGAAGAAGAUGAAGAAACCAAAAGAAAUGGUCACUGCAAACAACGUUACCACUUCUGCUAAUACUCAAGUUAGUAAUAUUGUUGUGAAGAACGAGACGACAAAUACGAAUAAUCUUCCGUCUCAAGAAAAUGAGAAGACAAACACGAAUGUAUCUAAAGUUCAGAUUAUUACCGAAAAUUCGACGAAUUUUCCAAGUCAAGCGACAGCGAAGUCUAAUGACGUCAAUACCGAUAAGAAGCAACAUAGUAAUAAAUAUAAAGACAAGCAUACCGAGAAUAGUGCGGGCCAGCAGCAGGAAUGCGCCGCAGUCUCCAUUAAUAAUUUUACAGUUGGUAAAAUUUCUGUAGUACCUACAUCACAACUGAUGGCUCAAAAGCCAGCUAAGAGUCACGUUGAGAAAUUUAAUUUCAUGGAUUUAACGAACAGUUCUUUAUCCAUAACACGUGUUGAUUAUGACAAAUUAACGGCAAAGAUAAAUGAAGCGAUAGAGGAUAGAGUUUCUAUCACAGCAUGUCCGGAACCUGUGAGCCAUUCUAAAACGAACGAAAUUCCCCAAGCUGGACAUCAUUCCGUAUAUAGACAAGAUACUUCCUAUUCAGCACAGGCCUUGAAACACAGGUACUUGCAGGAGAAUACAGACGUUAAAUGCGAAAAGAAAUUGGAUGACAAAGAUGUUGACGCAAUGGUAAACAAAGCUGACAAAAAGGAGAAGAAACGAGAGCGGUGUGUGGAAGUCAAGGUUAAAUCGUCGCACGAUCAAAAGAAAAGAAAGAAAGAUCACAAGAUGAUUGAGCAACAGAUAGGGCCUAACCAAGACGUAGUGCCUAUGCCACAGCAAACGACCCUUUCGAAGGAGGAACAGGAACAAAGGCAAAACGAGGAAACAAUUGCUGCGACUAAUUUCCUCAGUCAGAUCAUCAAUGAUGAUUCUUCGCCGCGAGGAUUAACUGAUAAACGGAAAGACGGCUUCAUUGCGGAUGAUACUUUAGGAAACACAGUACAACCAACAGAACAGGAAAAGGAUGUCCAAAUGGUAAUGAGGUCGUUGAAGGAGUUGCAGGAAUUACAAGAGAUGAAAUUCUCCCCUAAUAAUUCGCCGGUCGGUGGUACCAUACAAAAGCCUGGUAAAUCGAACGCGCAGUAUGUUACUUAUCAGGAGGAUUAUCAACGAUUGUAUCUCAAGAAGGAGGAUAAAAUGAGGUCUAAGGAAGAAGCACAAUGGUAGAAACGACGUACGUUAUCGUCCGUUUUGAAGCUUUGCUUUUCUUGGGAACGGUAGUGACGAUCAGCUAUUAUUUACGAGAGAUAAUAGGCGGGACUCUCGAUAUUUAUAUAAUUUACGUUUUGUUUCAUAUGAACAAUCGAGCGAAGGCUGAUGGAAAAACUUCCACUUAUAUGACGCCACUAUUGGUGAAAUAAAAGGCAAUGCAGCUGUUGAAUAUAGGUUUAUAGCGAUCAUACUGUGUAUGUCGUAUAAGGAUUUCUAAAUAUUUUCGAACAGAAUCCGCCAAAUUAUGUACAUACAUUAUAAAUUCACUAGUGGUAGUUUCGGUUGUAUGUGUACAGAAUAAGUAUAUAAAUUAUGAAAUUCUAGGAUACUCAAAAGAUGUGGAUACACGAGUGAACAAGCGAAUGACGAACGUAAAAUUGAAUUUUCUUUCUAUACCAACUUUGUCGAGAUAAACGUAAAUUAAAUUUUGUUUAUAUUUACUGUGCAGAUACAUUUUUAGAGCUUUAAUAACGAAAAUUCGCUCUCCAUUCAUUUGUUCGGUGUAUGCAUAUCUUAAUAGUAUUUGUAAAUAAGUGAGCAGCGUCCAAUCGCUCCGUGAAUUGGGGUGGUCUACUCCGUAGAUUGGGUGUUCUACAAGAAUUUUAUUUGCAUUUAUUUGACGAGUCGCCUGUGAUUUUUUAAUUGUGAUUUUGCCCCUUAUUUGGUAUUUAAUACUUUCGGUUACAUACGUGUGAUAUUUUGUUUUAAUCAUAAACGCAAGCAUUAAAUGCUUUCUUUUUUUUUUUAUAAAUAACGUCACAAUGUGGGACGAAUAGACUAUUGAUGUCAGUAACCUUUGCUUUAUAUUUUCUUAUAUAUAUUUUUUUUCUUGACCAUCCUAUGUCACAGAGCGAGAAAAAGAUGUCUUGUGUACUGUUCCUCCUUGUGUUUCGGUUGUCAUCAUUAUCGUAAUGUAUGUACGCAAAUGAAAAAUGAGAAUAAUUAAUUUGAUAUACAUAUUAAUUUAUCGAAAUUGCAUUACUGCCUUCCAUGAAUACGAUUUGUCACAGGUCAUUAUAAUUAUAACGGAUUGCACGAUUCGUCAUAGCUAAUUAUAGUUAUAAACGGAUUGCAGAGUGAAAUUAGUAUGUGAAACUGCGGAUAUCGGAUACGCGUGUUAUUUUGUUGGAGCGAAAAGUCACGAUACUUCCAUUGUACAUUAUCGCGUCGGAUAUUUUUUUUGUCGUACAUCACAAUAAAAUGUACCUUCAACGCUUCGUAGUGUUGGAGGAGGGAGUGCGAUUAUCACUAGAGAGAGAAUUAUCAUUAGCUCAAGAAGGUACACGU
Messenger RNA from Temnothorax curvispinosus, 2935 nucleotides. RefSeq lists its product as uncharacterized. The transcript is spliced from 5 exons. Lineage: Eukaryota; Metazoa; Arthropoda; Insecta; Hymenoptera; Formicidae. The coding region runs from base 8 to 1603 and encodes 531 amino acids. The record is from RefSeq and is a predicted model, not a curated record.